AUGCAGACGAGGAAUGGGUUCUCAAGUGUGGCGAAUGUAUUUAGUUUGCCACUCAUGGCAGAGACAGCUCAGGAUUACUUGUCAAUAUUCUCAGCGGUAGGGAUUGAACGCGAUUCAGCAUUGCCAGAUGUUUAUUGGGGCUCAGGAGACACUGUCUAA
Messenger RNA from Penicillium expansum, 159 nucleotides. RefSeq lists its product as uncharacterized. The transcript has a single exon. Bases 1 to 159 code for a protein of 52 amino acids. The record is from RefSeq and is a predicted model, not a curated record. NCBI's taxonomy places the organism in Eukaryota, Fungi, Ascomycota, Eurotiomycetes, Eurotiales, Aspergillaceae.